This is a messenger RNA of Fusarium poae, 1773 nucleotides long. RefSeq lists its product as uncharacterized. The record is from RefSeq and is a predicted model, not a curated record. NCBI's taxonomy places the organism in Eukaryota, Fungi, Ascomycota, Sordariomycetes, Hypocreales, Nectriaceae. The coding region runs from base 1 to 1773 and encodes 590 amino acids. The transcript has 4 exons. Gene Ontology annotation, biological process: siderophore transmembrane transport. Gene Ontology annotation, molecular function: siderophore-iron transmembrane transporter activity.
AUGGCGCACGAAAUGAAUCAAGAUGGCGAAGCUGCCACAGACCAGGUUGAACGACCAAGGUCCGCCAACGAAGCCGUGAGAAAGUUAUGGACCAAGAGAACUCUGGGAAUUGCAAUUGGAUGUCUCCUACUCAUGAACUUCUUUAUGAACUUGACAGUCUACACACAAAAUGUCUAUGAGCCGUAUGCGACAAGCCACUUUAAAGCACAUUCUCUACUAGCGACGGGAUCCAUUGUUGCUGGAAUCAUGAGAAUCGUGUCUUAUCCUCUGCUGGCCAAGCUUGCAAACCAUUUCGGACGACCUCAGGGAUUUGCAGGAGGUGCAUUAGCUAUGGCAAUUGGUAACGCAAUGUAUGCAUGCUGCAACAAUGUGGACACGUUCUUGGCUGGAUCAAUCUUUGACGUCCUCGGAGAUUCCGCUUGGAACAUCAUGCAGCAAAUAUUCAUCGCCGACGUCACCAGUCUCGUCAACAGAGGUAUCCUUUUCACUCUACCCGAGUCCCUUACCGCGAUCCCGACUCUUUACGGAGGAACAUACUUAGGGGAGCACAUCCUUCUUAACUCGUCCUGGAGAUGGGGUUUCGGCAUGUGGUCCAUUAUCCUACCCGUUACUGCAAUUCCUACAAUCGGUAUCAUGAUCUGGAUGAACCGUCGUGCAAAGAAAGUGGGUUUGAUCAGCGAAAAGGUAUCUUUCAUGCAUGGUGCCGCUCCUGGACCAGUGGGCAAGAUUAAGCAUGUCGGAUCUCAGUUGGAUCUUAUUGGCGCCCUUCUUCUCGUCGGCGGUCUUGCCAUGACGCUAUUGCCGAUGACUAUAGCUGGCAGAAAUAACACCGAUCGAUGGAGUAGACCUUCUUCCAUCGUCCUCAUCAUAAUUGGUGUUCUGACCUUUGUCGCUUUUCUCGUUUGGGACGGCAAGUUCGCUGCAAACCCAAUCAUUCCCUACCGUACCAUCCGCGAGCACAACGUUGUCAUUGCAUGCGCAUCGGUUGUUAUCAUCGCCAUGUCCGACAGUAUCUACCGACCAUUCCUUUCAAGCUUUCUCCAAGUUGCAGGACACUACUCCCCGGGUGCUGCGACACGAGUUGACAAUGCUCAGCGCGUGGCAUACAACGUCGGUGCCUUAGUAGCUGGUCUGUCGCUCAAGUUCAUCAAGAACACAAAACCGCUGAUUAUGCUUGGAGUCGUUUGUAUCAUCUUGGCUGCUGGACUACCGAUUUACUUGACCAACAUUUCCGGUACACACAUUGCCAGUGAAGCGGCUUUCAUCACUGCUAAAUCACUUCUGGGUGUCGGACGUGGUUUCACUCAAGUACCACUGCAAGUUUCCCUUCAGGCUGUCUUGGAGAACGAACAAGUUGCAAUUGCGACAGCUGUCUACCUUUCGUCUCUCGGUUUUGGCUCCAAUCUUGGCGUCACUGUCAGCGGUGCCAUCUGGAACUCUCUCCUACCACGAAAGCUCAUUGCUUACUUUGACGAAGAAGAAGGUCGCAAAAUCUUCGGUUCAAUUGUUGUCGCUCGUGGAUAUGAAGCUGGCACUGCUGACAGAGACGCUAUUGAUACUUGCUAUCGUCAGACACAGCAAACUCUUGCCAUCGGAUCCGUUUGUGUGUCAGGUCUGCUUCUGUUGAUGCUCUAUCUUGUUCAUAACGUCAAACUUGGAGAGGAAGAUGAGAAGAGAGCAGCAAAGGCUGAUGAGGAACUUGCUUGGGCGAUCAAGCAAAAGGAGACUGAGGGUGAGGGUCCUGUUGAUAUCGAGGCUGGAAACAAGCACUAG